Messenger RNA from Solanum dulcamara, 303 nucleotides. RefSeq lists its product as uncharacterized. Lineage: Eukaryota; Viridiplantae; Streptophyta; Magnoliopsida; Solanales; Solanaceae. Bases 1 to 303 code for a protein of 100 amino acids. The record is from RefSeq and is a predicted model, not a curated record. The transcript has a single exon.
AUGGCGGAUCAACUCAAGAAUGUCAGCUCCCCGGUCGCUAACGAUCGACUAGUUCUUCAACUGGUCUCUGGCCUUACCGAGCCCUACCAAGGUGUGGCCACUCUUAUUCGCCAACGUGACCCUUUGCCUCAAUUUUAUCAAGCCCGUUCGAUGCUCACUCAUGAGGAGGCUGGCCGUGCUAAGAAAGCGGCCCAAAGCUCCUCCGCUGCCUUAGUUGCUCGCUCGUCCGAGGGUCCUCCUGAUGUUCCUGAUAAUUCCUCUUCCAACCGCAAUACUAAUGGUGGGAAGAAAAACCACAACUGA